Messenger RNA from Cadophora gregata, 312 nucleotides. RefSeq lists its product as uncharacterized. The record is from RefSeq and is a predicted model, not a curated record. The coding region runs from base 1 to 312 and encodes 103 amino acids. The transcript is spliced from 2 exons. NCBI's taxonomy places the organism in Eukaryota, Fungi, Ascomycota, Leotiomycetes, Helotiales, Ploettnerulaceae.
AUGGCUCCUUUUCCCCCCAAGAACGGAAAGAGACACAAAAUAGAGACCGCCCCGAGAGUACCCGAUGAUGUCAACGAGCCCGUGUACCAAGAAUUCCUUGCCAUUCCCUCCACCGGUACCGGACUCGACCUCACAUACCGUCAGCUCUGCAUCCUGAUAAGAAGAUCCCCCGCCGAGCGUAACGCCAGAGCCAGCGCUAUAUUCUCCCGUGCUAGUAAAAGCGUCAAAAACCCCGGAGGCAUCAUCUACUACCGAAUGCGAGACCAUGACCUCCUAGCCCACCUCACGGAGAGCGAAAUAAAAGACGUUUGA